AUGGAAACUACAAUACGUCACUGUCUGAAUCUGGAAUAUGGAAGAUCAUGUGCUUUCUGCAUGACUGGUACCGUUCCUCCAAUCGAAGUGUUGCUUUUGGGCGGUGUCUCCACGUUGGUGAUUGAGGUGAAAGAGAGGACUAGAACAAGUCAAAAAAAAAUUUUCCAGCCAAAAGAUCCCCCAUACUCCACAGAGUUAGUGUGAAAUACACUAGGGCGCGUGAAAAUCACUCGGGCAAGAAAAGGCGAGACGCGAAUGUACUAAUUCUCUCCUUGCCCCCCGUUCAACAUUUCCUGUAGCCUGUUAUGUUCCAGGCGUUCAGAUAGUAGAGCGCGGAGGGUACAAUUUAACUCGCUCCCCACUGACCGUAGCCUCCCACGCAGGCGUUUUUAGGGGAGCUCGUGGGGAGGGACGAAAUACGAGCUCCGCUAAAAACGCCUGCGUGGGAGGCUACACUGACCGCCGUGCUCUACUAUCUGAACGCCUGGAACCAGAGAAAACCGUUUUUCAGUGCAACCCAUAAAACGGCCAUAAAUCGGCCAAUGGACCACACAGGAGAGACGUAACACACAUUUUUUUAUUUAAGAUAAGCUGUUUUUAUUGAAAUCCUUUCAUUUUCGUAGGUCACGGAAACGAUAGGUUUUUUUCCCAUACAAAUCCUUAUAUUUCGAAUGUUACGCAACAAUACCGAUGUUCGCCGAUGCCCAUAUUUCGAUGAUAAAGGAUUAAAUUACCGGCAAAAACCGUGGACGAAGAUCCUGCUAGUUGUAAACGUUGGAUUUCGAGCUUGGGCUACCUGUGCUGGAACAGGCUUCAUUUCAUGCGAGAGCAGACACCCUUAAGGGAUCAAUACUGUUAAUUGUUGAUAAGAUGACAACAAGUAGGAAUCCACUAAAUACACAUUGGUAUAUAACUAAAGGGAGGGGGAGAAGAAAGGUUAAGAAAGUUUCCUGGCUGCCCCGCCUACUGCGCGCCAUUUUUCGCUUGGUGGGGGUCUGGGGUUGCGCCUCGGUACCAGGCUCGCAAACACGUGUCAGUCAGUUGUCAGAGUUGAUGUUUAUUUCUUUCACGACCAGCAGUUAUCUGAAUUUUCAGCUACGCGGAUUGAAACAACUUCUCUCGCAGUCAGCGUUUCUUCAGGUAAAACUCAUUUUUAAAAAUAUGUUACAACAGAACGGGGAACGUAGAAGCAAGACAGACGACGAACGACAGAGUCUGAUCGAAAAUACGACGCGUUCUUUGUCCAGCUGCUUUGUCGGGCUGCCUUGUUUGCACAAUGGGUCAAAGAACUUCGUUUUGAAAAGAUUACUUUCACUUUUAAGUUUCGACCUAAACUUAAAUGUGUCAGAGAUAGAAAUACUCGAAGUUUAUUUUUGAACUGUCCAGUCUAUAAAAAAAAUUGUAAUUCGUUUAAACGGGAAAAGCGUUUUGACGGUUUGGCAUCAGACGAGAGUCAAAACAAGGGAUAUAUUCGAAUAAAGACGUACAGACAUUUCUCUCUUAAAUGGAGAAUUUCAAGACCUACGAUACAGGUGUUUGUCACUUUCUGCGGAACAUAAGUUUCAGGGUUUUUAAUAAACGUAAGAAGACUGUUUUCAGCGUUUUUGAACAGAUGUACGUUUUCACUCUUCAUAACUCUGUUGAAUUUUUGAAAAUUUCCUUGCUGUACAAUUCUGUUUAUGAGAUUAGUCUGCCCUCUUUUUUAUAGACUGCUUGAAAUGAAGCAAAUACAGCUUAUGCGUUUCUAAAUUCAUUUACAUACGGAGGGCUGUCAGCCCCCCAAGGAGGGAUGAUAGGUAACAUCAUAAUGCACAAAUAUACAUGAUGUCAUUUAUGCCAAAAAUACUCGUUGACUCCGAUCGUCACAAAUUUGCGAUGACACAAAACGCGCAAAAAAGAUGUUGUUGGCAUUGUUGCUUUUUUGCUGAUUGGUUUAAUUCAGUUUUACCAAUCACUUUAUUAUUACAGUGGCGUUCCGAAGUUUACAAGGAAAUGGUCAUUGGAACAUUAUAAUAGCUCAAACAAUUGAUGCAAAAUUGCUAUUUGAAAUUUUGUUGUCGGAAAGUCGGGUCUACUGAAGAAAUGGCAAACUUCGGAGAUUAUUGGGGAGAUUUCAUAGUCUUAUCUGGAGCCCAGGAGAGACGGUCCGAAAUGUGGAGUCUUCCAGGUUAUCCGGGAGAGUUGAUGCCUUUGUUGCUUUUGUUGAAACAUGAUUUUGCUUUUUUAAAUGGUUUUUAUUUUAUAAUCCACUCAAAAUACAGUGAAAAUAGAUCAGGAGCGAUUUUUUAAAUUUAAAGUUUUGAAUUGAUCGUUGCUUUAAAAGCCGCCAUAUCUUAACCAUCUGGAUUUGUGUUUUGUGGUUCAAUUUUAUCUUUGUUUAAAGUCCACUUUCCUUUGUUUUUGGAUCUGGUGACAUAUUAUCAUAUAUCACAUAUCUGGUGUGCUGUCACACUAGCGAUUUUGCCCACGGGCAAAUGGCUGAUUGCCUAUGGGGAAGCCAGUUCUGUGUGUGACCCAUUUCCCUAAGGUGAAACCACUUUAGGAUGGAGUUUGCUUUUCUUUUAAGCGUGAAUGAAGUUGAUGUCUUCCUUUUUAGUCUCAAAAUUAAGGGCUGAAUCGCUAUUGCCAAGCUUAAUUGUUGUGAUGGUUUUAUUAAAAGGAUAAAAGUGGUUGAAACAGUUUACGAUUUAUGUCAGUCUUCAACUUGUACGACGACUUUUCCCGCGUAACCGGGGUCAAGUCUUUUCUUCCCCUUGGGCAAUUUAUCGCUGUGUGGCCACAAUCAUAAAAGUGAUCAGAACCGAGAGUGAGCCCAACCCAAGCUAUUUCCCUAUGGGAAGACUUCUAGUGUGACCGCACCUAUUCAGGGUGCAAAGAAAGUCAGUUUUACAGCCUGCCAUUCAGGCAAGCUGUGGCUAGCAUGUACUAACCCACAAGUCAUUCCAACUAGCCCCAAAACCCUUUUUGAUUAGCAGGAUUGAUUACAAUCCUUCUGUAAUUUGAAUUUCCCCAAAAAGCAGCACUUGCCCGUCGGGCAAGUUAAGAACAAAAAUCUCUAGACAAGUCUGAUAGCAACAUCCACCUAGUCUAGCCCCAGGCUAUCGGACACGACUUUCUUUGCAUGCCGCUAUUAAUAAUUUUAUUUAUAGUAAUGGGUCAAAACAAAGGAAAAUGUAUUUUAAACCAGGGAUAAAUUUCACCACAACACAUACAACUUUCCAAAAUGGCAUCAAAGUGUUACUUUCUUUUAUACAUGUAUUUGUGUUAAUAUUAGUCCCCUUUGCCUCAAUAAUUGCAUCUGCAAAAUUCAAAUGACAGAUCUUUUACCUUAAACCAAGACAUUGCAAACUAGCUAGAUAUAUAUAUAUCAUGAAAACAAAAACAAAAAAAUGGCACAGUUUUGUUAUAUAUUCCCUGUUAAACUUCUCAUAAUGAUUUAUUCAGAGAACUAGGGGUGGUUACAUGCACUGCAAACAGACUUUACUACAAGUACAUGUAGUUAUUUAUUGCCGUCGUUGAAAAGGCAACUGCGGUUUCUUGAAUGCAUUCUGCAGAACCAGGGUUAUCUACCAAAUAAAAAAUAAUUAGUAAUUAAGCAACAUUUAAGGUCAAGGUAUCAAAAUUGUAAUCAACCAAUCAAGCUGCAAUGUGCAUGCUUUGCUUACCUCAUACUUCAAGUGAGUCGAACUCAGGGGUUUCUCCACUGGUCAUUUUGGUCAGUAAAAGAAGGGGCUAACAGGUGCACUUUAGUUUUUGGCUGUGAAAAAAUUAAGAAAAGUUUCUGGUUUUGUGAUUUAUUCACACAUGAUUUAUUUAUAAAAGGCAACACAUCUACUGCAGUUAAAAGGUAUGCAAAGUUCUGAGCUAGGUAUGUGGGAGGGGUACGGUACCAUUUGCCAAUGGAAGGUAUACAAAAAGGGUACCUUUUCUGUCAAACAUGGGAUAUAAAAGGGUAAAGGAGUCUGACCAUGGGGCGGCGCCUCCCUGUAUAAAUCUUUCUUGAGCGCCCCUCCCCCCCCCCUUCUCCCUGGGAGAAGGUAGCCUAGUAAGCCUAACUGUAGAGAGGUUAUUGGGAAUUGAUAGAUCUAGAACUAGGCUAUGUAAGGCUUGUGACUAAUUUACAAUCGAGUCUCUUGUAAUCUCUCAGAUACCACUCAUCUUGGAACUAUAGUCAUGGACUCCUUACCAGCAGGUGCUCCUGUGAGAUUUAUCAGAGACACUGAAACUAAGCUGAAAGCUCACCACAAGAGUUUGGCCAGAUCCUCACUUCCACAUGGUCUGUUUCUGAUGCCAUCAGCUUUAGGAUAUGGUAGACUCGGAGUUUUUACAACAAAGCCAAUUGACGGGCGCGUUAUUUUUGGUCCUUUUAAGGGAAGGAAACUCUCUUCAGCUGAUGUAACAGCCCACAUUGAUUAUUCUAAUUCGUGGGAUGUAAGUACUGAUAUUGUAUAAGAUCACAUUAUACCAAGGAAGUUAACUUUCCUCAGAAUGAUAUCGUAUGAAUGUAUACAGCGUCGGGCCGCCAAGGAAACAAUUCUGAGGCUGUCUAAGAGAAACCGGUCGUUUCGAUACAAAGUAGUUCGAUACAAGUUAAUUCCUUCGAGGUGUAAAUACUUUCCCGUACUUGGCUUAAAGAACAAAGAACAUUCUCCUAAAAUAUUUUUCUUGUUCAAGUGCAAACUUUACUUUAAGUGAUCGAAAUGUUUGUGCAAUUUCACUGUUUGCAAGUUCGUAUCGAAACGACCGGUUUCUCUUCACUAUACUGGAUAGCUUCUGGGCCGACAUAAAAAGAUUAGUAUGCAGAAAGGUUUCCUCUGCAAUUUAUUUACAACAUCACACAUUUGGAUUUGUACAAGGAUGACUUCACAGAUUACUUAGAUCUUGAAGCUAUUAAAAAAAUGUGCUAUUCUUUCAUUUUUCAGGUAGUUAAGACUGAGACUUCUGAAGACUACUUUACUAUUGAUGCCUCAGAUGAACAAAGUAGUAACUGGAUGAGGUUUGUUAAUUGUGCUCAUAGCGAGGACCAACAGAAUCUGGUUUCAUUCCAGCAAGGUGGAGAAAUUUACUACCGCACAUGUAAAGCUAUCGACAGUGGUAGUGAGCUGCUUGUUUGGUUUGAUGACUUCUUCUAUACAAAGAAUAGUUCAACCCAGGCGUUUCACAGCUCAUCUUGUGAAGGUGAGCGACUUAUAGUUAUAACUUUUGCACUCAAGAGCCUCAACAGAAAGGAAGUGAAAACUUUGAUUUGGUAAACAUAAGCGAAUAACUAGUAUUUCCACGAAACCUAAUCAUAGCUCAAUCGAAAAUUGUGUUUGUCUUUUCUUCAGGGCGGAAUCAUUUUGUUUGCAAGAACUGUAACCUGGUAUUCCUUGGACCAUCGUAUCUCCACCGCCAUAAAGAACGUAGGUGUCCUAUGCUGAGUGAAAUUAGCCCCUUGCAAACGGAAGACAAUACACAUGUAGAAUCAACAGCGGAUAACAAAACGCGAACCUCUGAGAGAAGUGUAAACACCGAAACAACCUCUGCAGCUUCUCCAUCGAAGGAAUACCAGUGUAGUCAGUGUGACAUGAGUUUUAAGACAUCGAAGCUGCUACUAAAACACUAUCGUGUCCAUACAGAUGACUUUCCUUACAAAUGUUGGACAUGUGGUGAGGGUUUUAGGGACAAAUAUUCUAAACUUAAACACACCGAGAAACACAAAGGAAAGUUGAAAUGUUACGAUUGCGGAAAGAGGUACAGUCACAAGUCAGCUUUUCAAGCUCAUGUAUGUCAUGGCGGUGCGAGCAGGGGACACAAAGCGUUUAAAUGCGAACUGUGUGAAAAGACUUUCAAAAAUAAAGACUGUCUUCAAAAUCACAUGCCUACGCAUUCAGAAGUGCCUCAGUUUAGUUGCGACGUUUGCGAUAAGCAGUAUACUCAUAGAUCGGCCCUGUAUAGGCACAAGCGAAUUCAUACCUUGAAUGACGAGACUUCCCAUAGAUUGACUGAUCCUGACAUUAUUCGUUGUAUUGUUUGCCAAAAAGUGUUUGGUGAUGUGAAUACUCUUAAGGUACAUCAAAGAACUCACUCUGGAGAAAGACCUUUCAAGUGUACACAGUGUGGAAAAUACUUUGCGCAAGGUUCAACUCUUGUCGGGCAUUUACGAACGCACGCGGCCCAUCCUCACAAACCAUUCAAGUGUAGCGAUUGCGGAAAAUGCUUUGCACGUGUGGCCGAUUUUCACAUACAUCAAAGAAUACACACUGGUGAAAAGCCAUACGAAUGUGACCAAUGUGGAAAGCGUUUUCGACUAAAUUCCUCUCUCUCUAAACACAGGCAGGUCCAUCUCCCUGUAGAGCUCAGAGCGGCUAACGCAAAGAAGAACGGUUCAACAGUUUGGAAUUGUGAGUACUGCGGUAAGGUGUUCACCAUCAACUCACACUUUCGAAGGCACGAGCGCACGCACACGAAACCCUUCAAGUGUGCACACUGUGAUAAGCGUUUUUCUCGAAAGGAAGAUCUUGCGCUGCAUCGUGAGGCUCACAGCAAUGAAAAACACGAAUGUUGGGUUUGUGGGAAGAUUUUUAUUAGUUUCGAUAAAAUGAGAACUCAUAUCUGUAUACAUACUGGGGAGAGGCCAUACACUUGUCCUGUCUGUGAAAAAGGAUAUAUAUGCCAUAAAAACUUCAGGAGACAUGUGCGUUCCCACAAAACGCCUUCAAGUUAA
Porites evermanni is the source of this 6706-nucleotide messenger RNA. NCBI's taxonomy places the organism in Eukaryota, Metazoa, Cnidaria, Anthozoa, Scleractinia, Poritidae. The record is from the annotation of a GenBank genome assembly.